UUGCUUGUCUCAGUGUGUUUCGAUAACCAAUUUGAUUGAAAACAAUAUUUGUUUAUUUUCAGAUGUCUGUAGAUAUUCGCAAAAUGGUGAAAGAUAAAUUAUUCAAAGACGUUAUUCGACUUGACAAUAAAAGAAAGAUAUUAGUCGUGGAUAACGAUGGAAUGCGAGUAUUAUCAGAUUGUUUCAAGAUGUCCGAGUUAUUUGAGGAGAAAAUCAUAUUGAUUGAAGACUUGUUUAAACGACGAGAGAAAAUCAAAAAUAUAGAUGCACUUUAUUUGGUGAAACCAACUGAAAAUGUUAUAAAUAUUAUGAUAUCCGAUUUCAAACUUAUUCAAAAAUCGAAGAAGAAAUUCAAAGAAGAUUUGAUGUACAAAUCAGCAAACAUAUAUUUUCUUUCUCAAUGUUCGGAUAGUUGUCUCGAACAAUUAUCAGCCAAUCAUAUUGUGAAAUAUAUCAAAACUUUGAAAGAAAUGAACUUAUCCUUCAAACCUAUACAAUCACAUGUUUUCGGAGUUGAUCAAUUGGAAACAUCGCUUGGUAUUGCUAGUUUUUGUUUGAAUCUCGGAAUUUAUCCAUUUCUUCGAUUUCAUUCUGAUUUUGCACAAAGUGCUGAAUUUUGCUAUAGAAUUGAGCAAAAUUUGGACGAAUUUAUGAAGACAGAUUUGUCACUUGGAAUUGAAUCGGAUUCGCAUUUGUUGAUACUAGGUUUUAAUUUCAACAUUUUAAUUUCAUUAUUUGAAUUUUAUAGACCGUUCAUUCGAUUUAUUGACACCACUUCUUCAUGAAUUGACGUUUGAAGCAAUGAUAUCAGAAAAUGAAGAAGAGCUCGAAAAACUCCAGCAAAAUGAUGAAGAUGAAAUUUGGAAUGAAGUGAGACAUUUACAUAUAGCUGAAGUUAUUGAUAGAAUUCAUGGAAAAAUGAAAAACACAAAGAAAAUCGAAGUAUUUGGAACGAUUCGUGAAUUCGGAAAAACUAUGAAAAAUAUUAAAAAUAUGGAGAAACUCGAAAAAUACAUUACGCUUACUGAAAAAUUGUUGGAAUCUUACAAAACCGAUCUUAUCGAUAUUAUAACAUUGGAACAGGUGAGAUUUUAAUUACCGUAAAUAAAAAUUGAACAUAUCCAUAUUUUUUUAGGAUAUGUCAACUGGAUUUACAUCAGAAAACGUGCCAAUUCGAGAUGGAAGAAUUGUGCAAAAUUUGACGAAAAUUUUAAUGGAUAAAAAUGUCUCGGAAAAUUAUCGAUUGCGAUUGAUACUGAUUUAUAUGCUUUGUCUCCCAGAGAAAAUUGAAGAUUAUUAUUUGAAAAUGGUUGAAGUUUCGGGAUUUUCUGAUGAUGGAAUUGAUGUUGUGAGAAAUAUGUUACAAUUAUACAAGGUUAGUUUAUUUUCGGGUGGAUUCGAGGUGGCAUUUACAAGCAACCCUUUUUUGGCUUCCAAAUCUAUGAAAAUGGUUUUUGGGAAACAAAAAUCAAGAACGGUAAUAAUUUUUUUGAUUCGGGAUUUCUUCGUUAGGUGUUUUUUCAAACCAGCGAAAUUGGUUUUAUAAUUUUUUUGUUACUGAAAAUCUUAUUUUGAGAGGAGUAUGUAGAUGGUAUACACUUGCUUUUUUCUGAAAUUUUGAUACAUUUUUGUUCGUUUUUUUUUGUUUUUCCUUUUUUCUAGUCUUCCCAACCAUGUAUGAUGCCACGUCGAAAACUACCAUCUGAAUAUCAAUUUAAUACAUCUAGAUGGAUUCCACACAUUUGUGAUAUAAUUAAAAGUGUUCAUGAUGGUUCUUUGGAUACGGAACGAUUCAGAUGUCUUGGAAAACAACCUUCGAGAAAAACGUUUGUUUUUAUUUGAAGUAUAACUAACUUUUUCAGUUUAUUAUUUUUUAGAGCGGUUUCUUCGGCACGAUUUGGUUCACUGGAAAAUCGAGCAAAUAAGAAGAUUGUGAUUUUCAUUGCUGGAGGAAUAACUUAUUCAGAAAUUCGAGAAGCCUACAAAUUUUCAAAUACUUUAAAGAACACCCAAAUUUUUAUUGGAUCGGAUAGGAUUUUAACACCUAAUAAUUUCAUUGAACAUUAUUUGAGAAAUAAAUUUUAA
Molecule: messenger RNA, 2085 nt
Organism: Caenorhabditis angaria
Lineage: Eukaryota; Metazoa; Nematoda; Chromadorea; Rhabditida; Rhabditidae
Source: the annotation of a GenBank genome assembly